Synchiropus splendidus (mandarinfish) is the source of this 2226-nucleotide messenger RNA. RefSeq names its product carnitine O-acetyltransferase-like. Lineage: Eukaryota; Metazoa; Chordata; Actinopteri; Syngnathiformes; Callionymidae. Gene Ontology annotation, cellular component: peroxisome. Gene Ontology annotation, molecular function: carnitine O-acetyltransferase activity. The record is from RefSeq and is a predicted model, not a curated record. Bases 211 to 2085 code for a protein of 624 amino acids. Gene Ontology annotation, biological process: carnitine metabolic process, CoA-linked. The transcript has 15 exons.
GACGUCUUUAAUUGCAGCAACGCAUAUUUUCUGCGCAAGGAACAAACAGGGUUAAUUCCAAAAUGAAACUUCCAUCGUGGAGCGUGCAGGACUGAGGUGGUCCCGCUCAGGGGGUGGGGGCGUCUGAGAAUAGACGGCCCGGUCGUCCUUGAGAAAUGACUGCCCGGAGGCGUCCCACCGAUGACGAUCUGAGUGCAUCCGUCUGACAACAUGUUGGCUGUUUGUGUCAGAGCCGCGCUGCGGCCUGGCGUGGUGAAGCCAUGUCACCUGGUCAGACCAGUCACCCAGAUGCAGGAAAUGUCCACAAGCCACCAGGAGGGUUUACCGAAGCUUCCAGUUCCACCCUUGAAGCAGACGUGCGAGCGCUAUCUAGCUGCCCUUGAGCCUAUCGUCAGUGAGGAGGAGCUGGAUCACACGCGCGAGCUUGUCAACGAGUUCCUCAAAGGUGGAGUUGGCGAACGGCUCCAGAAAGGACUGGAGCGACGGGCCCGGAAGACAGAGAACUGGCUGUCAGACUGGUGGAUGCAGUCGGCCUAUCUGGACUGCCGCAUGCCGGUGGCCGUCUACACAAGUCCUGGUGUGGUCCUGCCUCGCAUGCACUUUCACGACCGUCAAGGACAAAUGAGAUUUGCUGCCAAACUGAUAGCAGGAGUUUUGGAAUUCAAAAAAAUGAUCGACACAGAGACCCUUCCUGUCGAGUACCUGAGCAAGAAGCCGCUGUGUAUGAACCAGUACUACCAGAUCCUGUCGUCGUGUCGCAUCCCUGGACCCAAAAGAGACACUGUUGCAAAUUACGCCAUUGGGAAAACACCUCCCACUCACAUUACAGUCGUUCACAACUUUCAGUUCUUUGUCUUGGACGUCUACAACAGUGAUGGCACGCCGCUGACUGUAGAUCAGAUUUACAUGCAGUUAGAAAAAAUCUGGAACUCCUCACUUCAAACAAACAAGGAGCCGAUCGGCAUCUUAACCUCUCAGCAUCGCAACACGUGGGGAAAAGCCUACAACAAUCUGAUCAAGGACAAGACGAAUAAAGAGUCCGUGCGUGCCAUCCAGAAAAGCAUCUUCACUGUGUGUUUGGAUGCACCGAUGCCCCGUGUGUCAGAUGAGCAGUACCAGAGUCGCGUGGCCGCCCAGAUGCUGCACGGAGGCGGCUCUCGCUGGAACAGUGGCAAUCGCUGGUUUGACAAGACUCUACAGUUCAUUGUGGGUGAGGACGGAACAUGUGGUCUUGUCUACGAACAUGCCCCAGCUGAAGGUCCUCCCAUUGUCUUCCUGAUCGAUUAUGUUGUCAAAUGCAUGCAGAGGACAGAAGUAGUCCGCUCCCCAAUGGUUCCACUGUCCAUGCCCCAGAAACUGCGCUUCAACAUCACUCCGGAGAUCAAGAGGGACAUUGAGAAAGCCAAACAAAAUAUGAACAUGAUGGUUCACGAUCUGGAUGUGAAGGUGCUCAUGUUCUCCCAUUUUGGAAAGAAACUACCAAAACAGCACAAGCUUAGUCCAGAUGCUUUUAUGCAAAUGGCUCUCCAACUUGCAUAUUUUAGGAUGUACGACGAGUGCUGCUCGACGUACGAGAGUUCUUCUUUACGUAUGUUCAAAUUGGGUCGGACAGAUGCAAUUCGCACCACCACGGUGGACUCUUCCAAUUUCGUCAGAGCGAUGCAAGACCCGGCAAAACAGAAGUCGGAGAAGCUGUCGCUGCUGCAGCAGGCUGUUCACACGCACAAGGACAACACGUACAACGCCGUUCAUGGACAAGCCAUCGACCGACACCUACUGGGACUGAAAUUGUUGAGCAUUGAAGACCUGACUUCAAUGCCUGAAAUAUUCAUGGAUACUUCCUAUGCUGUUGCCCACCACUACAACCUCUCAACGAGCCAGGUGGGUUCUAAAACAGACUGCGUGAUGUGCUUCGGCCCAAUGGUGCCGGACGGCUAUGGCGUGUGCUACAAUCCCAUGGAUGAUCACUUCAACAUCGCCAUCACAGCCUUCAACAGCUGCGAGGAGACCAACGCUGCCAAGUUUUCGCAGGUGGUUGAAGACGCUCUCUUGGACAUGAAAGCUCUUCUGGAAGACAGUCAGUGAUCCUACACUGGGUUGAGCUCCACACCGGUCUUCACAUGCGAGAUAUUCGCUGUGAACCACUGCAUCACUGGGUUAGACAUGAAAUAUUCUAAAUGUUUGAAUAUAUUGUGUUUUUAUUUAUAUAUGUAUAUAUAUAUAUAU